Molecule: messenger RNA, 4888 nt
Organism: Penaeus monodon (black tiger shrimp)
Lineage: Eukaryota; Metazoa; Arthropoda; Malacostraca; Decapoda; Penaeidae
Source: RefSeq, a predicted model, not a curated record
GCUGGUGAUGAGAAUACCACUAUAAGUAAUGAUGGUGAAGGAACUACAGUAAGCAGUCAGUCUGACAACGAGAAAGUUAGUGGUGAAGAUAACAGCGUCGCCACAACAAUUAGCAGCGAAGACGGUGCAUCUGCCGAUGAAAGUGGUGUCGCAACUACUGUAGACACUAUAGGCUCUGAUGGUGAUGACGCUGGUGUAAGCAGUGGCGAUGCUGAUGGCCCUGCAGUUGAUGCCGAUGAUGAUAAUGUCACCACUGUAGGCAGUGCCAAUGGAGGUGGCACCUUCACUGACGAAGAUGGGGAUAAUGGUGGAGAUGGGGAAGCAAUACCAAGCAAAGAUGGUGAUGAGAGUGCCACUGAAAUGCCACAAGGCAGUGGUGAUGUAGAGGGUGAUGGUGAUGCUGGAACUGCCACUCCUGCAUCAGAAAAUACGAUGGAAAGUGGAACUGGAGAAGAUGCAACGGAGCAUACAACAGAAGUUUCAACACAAAAUGAAACAGAAGACACAACAGACCCCAGUGGUGGAAUCUACGAAUCUGCAGUAGGAAAAGAAGAUGGUGUCACCAUCCUACCCGUUGGCACUGUCACCUCCGUUAACUUGGUGUCCAGUGCCACCGAAAACGGAACUGCGGUUGCUGUCUCGCCCUCUGAGGCAGUGGCGACCCUGUCCUCGUCCGGGAUCGAGUCGUCCAUGUCUGUAGUCUCUCUGCCACUCAAGCCGACGCCGGUGACGACUCCGCUGCCUAUUGAGACGACCAGCGUGUUGCCGAGUCUGCAGGUUACACCCCCUUCCCCAGCAGAUUGUUUCUCCCCUCUCCCAGGGCCAGUCCAGACGCCAACGGUCUCCCCAAGCUUCGCCACGGCCCCACCCAACGUCGAUAAGGACACUGAGGACACUGUGCUAUCUCUCGACAGUGGCAAUGGCACCAAGGAGACGGAGGCAGGAUCUACCGUAACUACUUCCUCUUCCGAAACUUCUGUUGAGACGUCGACCAACUCAUCGACUGAGAUCGGAGAUUCGUCUUUCCCUUCGCUUGAACCUUCGGCAGGAGCAACGUCUGACAUUCCCGACACAAGUCCUACGACGUUCACCCUCUCGACACCCACGUAUGAUUCCUUUAAUAUUACAGUGUCGACACUUACGCCAUCGGUUGGCGAGACGCUGGGAACCAGACCCUCUGACUACUUAUCAUCAACUCCUUCGUCAGUGACUGAACUAACUCUGCCACAGAGUUCGAUAUCCGCACCACCGUUGAUUUCGUCACCAGAGAGUUCUCAGAUCACAGAGCAUUCCACGUCAGUGAGCAGCAACAAAGCCAUCAUCAACCGAGACCAAGACACCUCCGACAACAACGCAAAGCCCCCAAAUAACCGCAACAACAGAGUUGACGACGGGCGUGCAACCCAGCCCGCCGAGCCCAAGUAACAACGCCACGGUGCCCUUAGACCAGAGGUAUUGGGUCAGGACAGUCCUGGAAGGUCCCCCAGCCAGUGACGACCCACAGCUCUAUUGGGCAAGCAUGGAGGCAUUAUUAACAGAUGCCUACAGAGAAGCUUAUCGACGGAGCGCAAACAAGAUAAAUCGAGAGAUGAAAAUGAAAACGAGGGCUUCGAACCAAACGUCCAAAGAUACAAAAGAGCCCGCCAUCGACCCCACGACAAGCAACCCGUACGAGAACUACACCACGAUCACAGCCCGGGUGAGGAGGCAUGCUCCAGAGAUCACGACUCCUUUGCCUCCUCUGAGACGCCGUCGCCGCAGGAAGCGUGACAUUCAUGCGGGCAAGAGAAUCUAUGACAUGUCUCCAGGGCUUAUGCGAAGAAAGGCCAUGGCAGUCCUCAGCGAUGACGAAAAGGCACCAAACAAUCGUCAAGGUUCUAAACCAACCCACAAUUUGCCUCCAGAUGCGAAAUCCUCUACACGGCCUCUGAGAAAGAACUUACACCUGUGGUCGAUACGUAAGAAAACAUCGCUCGAGCGCCUCGAGAUGGGCCUCAACAGAAGGAAGCGGACCACGGCUGAGAACGUGAAGGUACGACUCCAUAACGUGACGUACGACAAUGUGACAGACACGACAGAGUUAAUAUACACUGUAUUCGACGACGAGGAACCCAUCCUCGCCCGCGAGGCCGUCGCGAACAUGUCGAACGUCGAUGAUAUGGAGAUGGCGAUCAUGCUCGACCAGGUUGUGGUGGUCAAAGCUGAAGAAUACCUGCGGGCGCCCCCGAUGCCGCAGAAGGGCGAGCUGGUCUACUGGAUCAUCGGCGGCGUGAUCGGGGCGGUAAUGCUGGUGGUGUUCGUGGUGUGGCUCGGCGCCUUCGUGUACAAGAGACACAAGAGGGAGAGGGAGAUCCUUCAGCCGGAUUCUCAGGCAGCGACCCCGAGAAGUCAUUUGAGUGCCAAUGCGUACAUGGGUCACCUCAACCUAGCCUAUGCGGGCAGCAGAGAGGAGAAGCUGGACGCCGCGCCUGUCCCUUCGACGUCUCAGUUUCCAGGAGACGAGCUGGGUGGCUCCUCUCCCGGAGGAUCCCAUGAUCAGCUGGUCAUCCGAGACAAAAAAGAUCACUCAAGACAUUCUUCCAUGGACGAAAUGGAAGACGAUGAGUCUCACGAAGACUCUCCCAGGGAGGAGGCGGACUUCGAAACCACAGAAGAGGAGGUGCCCGACGGCCGGCGCCCGAAGAGCAGUGUCCCCUGGAGGCGGCCCGGCCGGCGCGUGGGCACGGAGGAAGCCGAGGAGCCCGUCUACAGCUCGCCCAACCCCGCCAACAUCCAGUACCAGCCGUCGCACUCCAACUACUCCCGCUACGACACGACCCACUCCGACUUGACCUCCAGCGACCCCCGCUACGACCCCGCCUCGCAGCUGAUGGCCAACAUGCUCCAGGGCGCCGCCGAGUUCACGCGCAAGGACCAAGGCUCGAUCUUCUUACCCCCGCCCCUCCUUCCGCCGCCCCAGGGAUUCGACAGGAACCAGGAGGCGCAGUUCAUUCCGGGGACGCGCAAAGAGCGUCUCUCUCACCAAGGCUCCUCCCGAAGGAUACGGCCAAGGUACCCCGUCUCAGAUCCAGUCCUACGACUACGAUCCUGAGGCGCCGCCCAUCCCGCCGAGGAACUACACCAGGGAGGAGGCAGGACUUCCACCUUUGAGGGAGGCCUCGCAGUCCCCCCUCCGGCCGUCGACGAAGGACGCGCAGGUGGAGGCUCGAAUCGACAACGAGACGGGAGGAUCAUCUUCGUCAGGAGAGCAGGAGCUCGCGCGCCGCGCCUCAACCACCUCUUCGCAGGCCUCGGACGCGGGGAGCUCCGACGGCACGGCGCCCAACGUACGUCGUCUGCGGCGCCGCUUCCACGACCUGCUGGACGACGCCUUUUCUCUGCUCAAUGGUCAACGACACGGGGAUAAGGUCACACCUCUCACGACCCCCACGCAAGGGCGCAGAGGUCGCGUGAGGUCAGCUGCUUUCUUACAGAGGGGCCGCCAUUCAGACGUGCCAGAGGAGCAGAGGGCCGCAGGAGGGGAGGACGGUCGCCCUUGGUCAGUCGCCGCCGUCCACGCGUCGCCGUCCUGGAGAGAACCACAGCUGGUGGGCGUGAUCCCUCUGGAGGAGAGCAGGAACCCGGUGUCCGCGUGGGGGGACGGGGCGGGCCGAGCGAGUGGCGGACGACCCUCCAGUGCCCACACGACGACCGCGGCCGGACGACCCUCGAGCAGCGGACGACCCUCAAGUGCUAGGCCGAGUAGCGGACGACCCGGCAGCGGACGACCCGGCAGCGGUCGAAGCGCCCGGAGCAUAACGCCGGUCAACAUGCCGCCGAACAGCCCCGACCGACUCGCUCUAAAUCUGGCGGGCGUGCACGGGAGCAGCGAGGCCCUGGACCCCGACACCGGCCUGCGCGUGUCCGACCCGGCCGUGCCCCUCAUCCGCGCCAUCAAGGAGGAACUCAAGCGCUUCAAGUCGACCAUCAGCACCGAAUCCUCCAACGCCUGAGACCCUCCAACUCCUCCAACGCCUGAAUCCUCCAACGCCUGCGACCCUGCCUGCUCUUCCACGCUGCCUUCUUGUUAAGCCAAUCCAGGGCCCUCUGAAAAGUGUUCUGGCUUUCUUUUUUCUCAAGAAUGGGCAUGCGAGUCAUAGAUUGCGAAGCACAUUAUCCUCUGGGGAAUGAGCACAUAAGAAUAUUAGGAACUGCCAGAAUCUCCCUCAUAAAUGUUACAGGAUACUUCGAUUUUUUUUACGUUUUAGACUUUUUUACAUCUUGUUUUUUAUAAUGUAGAUUAUUUUUUUAAUCCAAAAUACAGAUAGCAUAGUCUGUUAAGAAUAAACAAAAAAUGCAAAUAAAAUAUCUCUUAGAAACCGAAACGAAAAACUGGUGACAGAGAUAAAAAUAUAGUCUUAGAGAUAGGAAUAGAAGGGUAGAGCUAAUAAUUGUAUGAGGAAUACGGACCAGGCAGGGAUCAAAUAGACUGAUAGACGACGAAAUGGCCAAAAGAGGAGACCGAAAGGGACCAGUGUAGGACAGAAUCAAGUCAAGGCUCAUUAGGGAAAGACAAAUAAGACGGGACAUUUUCGCUAGGGACGAGGUCUUACAUUUUACCUUAGAAUGAAAUUGAACAUUUUUGCCUGGUACGAGGUAGUACGUUUUGGCCAGAAACAAAAUUUAACGUUUUGGCCCGGAACAAGUUGGAAUGUCUUGCCCGCGAAUAAGCAAGAACAAUUAAGCCUGGGACAGAAAAAUAUGUUCUGUUGUGUUCAUAACCAAAUUGGUGCAUUCUGAGUUUUAUUUCAGAACAGAUUAGAAUAAGAGAACAAGGUUGAACGAGACUGACUAUAACAAAUGUAGUACACAAUUUAAGUUCACUGGAGGACAGAGACGUACGCUACCA